AUGACACAACCAGCGUCAGAUGUCCUCGAGGCUUUUGGCAUUUCAACUCGGCCAGUUCCAGUUGCCGGUGGUAGAAACUUGUGCUUCAAAGCGGGCGACAUCAUCCUCAAGCCUUCAGACGACGACCAAGAAGCCGAGUAUGUCGGAUCUUUAUGUCAUUCGAUAGCAGCCCUUCAGCCCACCAACUACUACGUACCGGAGCCAAUCACAUCUCAACUAGGCUACGUCUACAAGGGCUGGACAGCAUGGACGUUCCUUCCCGGAAAAUCAGAGCCCAACCUCGAAGCUAUGUUGGAAGCCUGCCGCGGUUUUCACGCGGACACUGCUACGCUCUCUACUGAGAAGCCCGAGUUUCUGAAACAAAGACUGGAUCGAUUUACUGAGGCUGAUUCCGUGACGUGGGAGGAAAAAACCCUCGAUGAGGUAGCAGAUGUCAACACCGAGAUCCUAUCCAUAAUACAGCCUGCCCUCGACCAGCUUCUGAAACUACGAAAGCCAAUAUUAGCAGAUCUCAAAAACCAGCUUAUCCAUGGCGAUCUCACAGGGAACGUCCUCUUCGACGCCGAUACAAACGUUCCACCGGGUAUUAUUGACAUUACUCUUUACUGGCGACCAGCUCUGUACGCAGAGGCAAUCAUCGUGGCAGACGGACUCGCAUGGUUAGGUAAGGGCGCUGAAUUGAUAGAGGCCUUUGGGACUGAUGAGGUACGACUCCAGUUGCUUGUUAGGGCACUAUAUUGGCGGUUGUUGUCGUAUGCCAUUGAUCCGGAUCUGGUGUUUGUGGGGUGGCAUUUACCUAGGGUAGAUUAUGGGAGGUGUGCUGCUAUUGUUGGGGGGUUUUUAGAGGGAUAG
Penicillium subrubescens is the source of this 852-nucleotide messenger RNA. Its product is annotated as phosphotransferase family protein. The transcript has a single exon. Bases 1 to 852 code for a protein of 283 amino acids. NCBI's taxonomy places the organism in Eukaryota, Fungi, Ascomycota, Eurotiomycetes, Eurotiales, Aspergillaceae. The record is from RefSeq and is a predicted model, not a curated record.